AUGACGACCAAUUUAUCAGAAUUGUUCUCUGCUUCACUUGAUAACCAAAGUAAAAAAAUAUGCCCAAUAAUAAAUGGAAUUCUAAGUGAUGCAAUUUGGUUACAAACAGCAUUAUGGACCACAAUAUUCUUUACCGUGAUAUAUAGUUUAGCCGGAAUAUGGGCUUGGGUUGUAUUUCGUAGUUAUAAAUGGUCAUUCCUGAUCCCUUUUGGAUUUAUUGUUGUCGCAUUAUUAACGGGUUUUGUAGGAGGAACAGCGGUUGGUUCGUAA
This is a messenger RNA of Funneliformis geosporum, 270 nucleotides long. The record is from the annotation of a GenBank genome assembly. Lineage: Eukaryota; Fungi; Glomeromycota; Glomeromycetes; Glomerales; Glomeraceae.